GGUCCGGAGGCAUAUAGAAGGGGAAGGAGAGGCCUCCCCUUCAAAUUUUCUGCCGUGGUGGGAUUCGAGUUGCACACUGUCACCCUGGAAGCUCUCGCCUUCAUCUUCCUCCCUUCGCGCGUCCUACUACCCUCCACGGCCGGGCCACGCGCGGCGGCAGCAGCAGCAAUGGAGGCGGGCGCGUCGUCGGGGACAGGGAGCUUUCCGGCCGAAGACGGUGAGAUUUGGGUGCCCGUGCUGUCCGAUCCUCUGGAUGGGGGCUCGAAUUCGCCGACCCAGGCGGAGAUUGAAGUCUAUUCAGCAUAUCUGGAUUAUGACGCCAUGGACUUCCAAGCAGUCUUAGAAGGACCCCAAGAUGAACACGAUAUUGAAAAAUUGUUUGGAGGUGCAAUGUUUACUUCUUGCGGUGCACGCAGUGCUACUUAUAUAAAGGAGGCGAAUUUAACUCAUGAGAUUGAAUGUGAAUUUUAUUCACCAACUAGUGAUCAUGGCAUGAUACAAACACUUGCGCCUGCCACGGCGCUUCCUGAGAAAGAGGAGGCCCCUGUCACCAUGGCCCUCGGUGGAGGAGGAGAGGAGGACAAGAAGAGAAAGGGAGGAGGGAAAGGGCACCCGCUGCCUUGUCAACGGAGAAGCAUGAGGCUUGCGCUCGCCGCCACGCCGCUGGAGGAGGGGGCUUGUGCUACCUUCAUAGUAGACCUGCUAGAUUACAUGCCGAAAAGUGGUUGGAGGCACCGAAGUCGCCUGAGAAGUGCACGCAAGAGAGGAAUAUGGUCAUUAAACACGGAACAAACUUUCCUUCUGCCUAACCAUUUAGGGAAUGCGACAUGCUUUCAGGACAUGAGCUCUAUAUGUAAAGGCAAAAAAUGUGGGCACAGAAAAAACAAUGACCACUGGACAUACGAAGAGAUGAAAAAACUAGUGGAUGCUCUGUAUAUAUCUGGGGUUGGAAAUUGGACGAAGUUGAAACAUGAGAACUUUUCAACAUCAGUUCGAACAGCAAUGAAUCUUAAGGAUAAAUGGAGAAAUCUUAAGAAAGCCUACACGGGAAAUGCUAAAAAAAGGAUCUUGCCGACUCUAGACAAGGAUUGUGUCGAAAAGAUCCAGAAGCUAGCCUCCAAAAUGAAGCUGCACUUGUGAAUGAUACAAGAAACAUUGUAUAGUACUUUUGGUGUAGGAAUGAAUCAGCAACAGGAGUUCUGUUAUUUUUUCUAGGACAGCAAGGCAUAGGCCGGCUGCCAUAUUGAGUGUGUAGAGAGUAGAGAUUACCAGCUUAUAUAUCCUUCCUAACUGCUUGUAAAGUACUCUCUUAUUAAUGAAGGGGGGGGGGGGGGGGC
Triticum aestivum (bread wheat) is the source of this 1337-nucleotide messenger RNA. RefSeq lists its product as uncharacterized. The coding region runs from base 169 to 1140 and encodes 323 amino acids. The transcript is spliced from 9 exons. The record is from RefSeq and is a predicted model, not a curated record. Lineage: Eukaryota; Viridiplantae; Streptophyta; Magnoliopsida; Poales; Poaceae.